UUCGCCAAGGACCUCAAGCACAAGCGCAUCAUGCUGGGCUUCACCCAGGCUGACGUGGGGCUGGCUCUGGGUACCCUCUACGGGAAGAUGUUCAGUCAGACAACCAUCUGCCGCUUUGAAGCGCUGCAGCUCAGCUUCAAGAACAUGUGCAAGCUGAAGCCGCUGCUGCAGCGUUGGCUUAAUGAGGCAGAGAACACGGACAACAUGCAAGAGAUGUGCAAUGCGGAGCAAGUUUUGGCCCAAGCCCGGAAGAGAAAACGCAGGACCAGUAUUGAGACCAACGUGAAGGGGACGCUGGAGAGCUUCUUCCGCAAGUGUGUGAAGCCCAGCCCCCAGGAGAUCUCCCAGAUCGCUGAGGACCUCAACCUGGACAAAGAUGUGGUCCGGGUCUGGUUCUGCAACCGGCGUCAGAAAGGCAAACGGCUGCUGCUGCCCUUUGGCAAUGAGGCAGAGGGGGUGAUGUACGACAUGAACCAGUCCCUGGUGCCCACUGGCCUGCCGAUCCCGGUCACGUCCCAGGGCUACAGCCUGGCGCCCUCCCCUCCCCUGCUUUCGGGAAAGGUGGAAGCACAGCAGGAUCUCACCUGA
This is a messenger RNA of Pelecanus crispus (Dalmatian pelican), 588 nucleotides long. NCBI's taxonomy places the organism in Eukaryota, Metazoa, Chordata, Aves, Pelecaniformes, Pelecanidae. The record is from RefSeq and is a predicted model, not a curated record.